Anguilla anguilla (European eel) is the source of this 966-nucleotide messenger RNA. RefSeq names its product homeobox protein HMX1-like. The transcript is spliced from 2 exons. Lineage: Eukaryota; Metazoa; Chordata; Actinopteri; Anguilliformes; Anguillidae. Gene Ontology annotation, biological process: negative regulation of DNA-templated transcription; regulation of transcription by RNA polymerase II. The record is from RefSeq and is a predicted model, not a curated record. Gene Ontology annotation, cellular component: nucleus. Bases 1 to 903 code for a protein of 300 amino acids. Gene Ontology annotation, molecular function: RNA polymerase II transcription regulatory region sequence-specific DNA binding; DNA-binding transcription factor activity, RNA polymerase II-specific.
AUGCUGGGCAAAGCCUUAGAACCCCCGAGUUCAACGUCAUCGAGAGUUUCCUCGUUUUUCAUCGAAAAUUUGCUUCGCUCUAGCAAGAAAGAUGGCAAGGCUGAUGCGCAAGAUAAUGCAGCGGGCUUCCGCAAAGCAACUAUUUUUCACAGCGAAGUAGCCGUCAGCCAUUGCAAUAAGGUGCGCUGUCAAGUGGCUCUCGCUGGAUCCAACUCACAGGGAUGUUUUGGCCAUCUCUGUCAUUGCGAACAGUAUGGGGGAGAAUCACCAAGCAAAGCUUUCGAAAAGACCGGGAGUCCGAAGCAGGACUGCGACAGUUCAGACACUGAUCCCUCGUACAACCGGGAUUCCCCGGUGAUAUCCGAAUCAGCGGACGUUGGCGACGAAACAGACAGGAAAGCAGAGGGCAGCGCGGCUGGCGGAAAAGAUGACGAAGCAAGGCACUCUUUCAGUGAACGACCCGACCAGGAUACGUGCGAAGUGUCGGAUCCGCAAACUGUGCGCAAGAAAAAGACGAGAACUGUGUUCAGCAGGAGUCAAGUCUUUCAGCUGGAGUCCACCUUCGACAUUAAACGAUACUUGAGCAGCUCCGAGCGAGCCGGACUGGCGGCGUCGCUUGACUUGACCGAAACGCAGGUGAAGAUUUGGUUCCAAAACAGAAGGAACAAGUGGAAAAGGCAACUGGCCGCGGACAUGGAAGCGGCGAACCUUUCCAGUUCGACGCAGAGGAUUGUCAGGGUUCCAGUUAUAUACCACGAAAGCUCCACACCUACGACUCUGGGUUUCAGCAUACCUCAAGUGUCGCCACCGUUAGUCGGCUUUUCAAGCACAGUGAAUUACCCCAUUUCACCAUUUCCCCCUUCCAUGUCGUUUAUAAGGUCGCAAAUGACAGGUCUCGUUUGAAGUUGGAUGAGAUUAUUCGGACUGGUACAUAUCGGUUUACUGUUUAAUCAACAGCGUGCAAUA